Molecule: messenger RNA, 7582 nt
Organism: Ctenopharyngodon idella (grass carp)
Lineage: Eukaryota; Metazoa; Chordata; Actinopteri; Cypriniformes; Xenocyprididae
Gene: kirrel3b
Product: kirre like nephrin family adhesion molecule 3b
Exons: 17
Coding region: 735-3089 (784 amino acids)
Biological process (GO): synapse assembly; cell-cell adhesion
Cellular component (GO): cell-cell junction
Molecular function (GO): cell adhesion molecule binding
Source: RefSeq, a predicted model, not a curated record
GUCGACGUGUUCAGUGUCCUCUUUGCUCCGCGAUAUAUUGUGAGAUUCAAACACGCAAUUGCGAGAGAAAAAAAAAGUCAAAACCGUGAGAUAAAAAGUCGCAAUUAUUAAUUUUAUAUUUUUUUUAUUUAGUGGCGGAAACAAGCUUUCUUUCUUUCUUUCUUUCUUUCUUUCUUUCUUUCUUUCUUUCUUUAUUUCUGUCCCAGUUCCCAAAGGUUAGCUCUGAUUCCCAGCCUCUUGUUUCAACAGCGCUGCUACGCUUGAUCAGGUGGGCGGGCCUUGUGAGCAGCCGGCCCCCGCCUUCCCCUGCUCCUCCACUGAGAGAAAGAGUGAGAGAAGAGGAGGGAGGGGUGGGAGGAGUGAGAAAGAGAGAGAGGCAGACUGACUCUGUGAGCUGGAGAAUGGAAGAGCAGUGUGUGAGAGCGAUAGAGAGAGAGAGAGCAUGAGUACUCUGAGUUUAUGAGAGCGCCUGCACACGCUUCAUCAGAACAGAGUCACUUCAGUUACCGUAGGACAACACAGCAGAGUGUUAUCACAGCACACUGAGAAAGAGAGCGAACAAGGGAACACUAGAAGAAAGAGAUUGACAGAGAGCCUCUCUUUAUUAAGAGAGCACAUCGGGGUACUGACAAUAGCAGCCAGCCAGAAGAGUCGUACGCCGGUGUGUGCGUGAACUUUCCCAGCCUGACUUCUCCUUGGUGCCCAAGAGGUCACCACCCCUGCAAAGUGCCGAGAUGAUCCCGGAGGUCUUUCUGAUCUUGUGGCUGACAGGUCACGGAGUGAAUGCUGUGUUCUCACAGCAGCCUCAGGACUUGGUAGUUGUGGCUGGUCAGCCUGUGACGCUACCCUGCUCCAUCCCUGGUUACCAUGGUGUUGUGCUGUGGCUCAGAGAUGGCCUCGCUUUGGGCGUCGGAAGAGAUCUUGCAGGUUAUCCUCGCUACGCUGUGGUUGGGGAUCAUGCAUCUGGCGAGCACCACCUGCGAAUCCAGAGGGUGGAGCUGAUGGAUGAUGCUGUGUUCGAGUGCCAGGCCAUCCAGGCCGCCAUGAGGUCCCGUCCCGCUCGACUUACUGUCCUAGUUCCACCUGACGACCCAGUCAUCAUCGGAGGGCCUGUGGUGAGCCUGAGAGCGGGUGACCCGCUCAAUCUGACAUGUCACGCAGACAAUGCCAAACCUGCUGCCUCAAUCAUCUGGAUCCGAAAUGGGGAAGUGCUGAAUGGAGCCAUGUACUCUAAGACUCUUCUUCGAGAUGGGCGAAGGGAGAGUACCGUAAGCACCCUCUACAUUUCAGCCUCCAACAUCGAAUCUGGACAGAAGAUCAUCUGUCGGGCAUCCAACAAGGCCGUGCCCAACGGAAAAGAGACCAGUGUCACUAUUGACAUUCAACACUUGCCAUUGGUGAAUCUCUCUGUGGAGCCUCAACCAAUCCUGGAGGGAAACCUGGUGAAGUUUCAUUGCUCAGCCAAAGCUAAUCCACCAGUCACCCAAUACAAGUGGGCAAAAGGAGGAAGCGUGAUAAAGGAAGUGUCUGGAGAUACUUAUGAGGUUGUAGUGGACCACUCGUUCUUCACAGAGCCAGUUUCCUGUGAGGUCACCAACCCACUUGGGAGCACCAACAUCAGUCGGAACGUGGAUGUCUACUUUGGACCUCGGAUGGCAGCAGAGCCCCAGUCUUUACAGGUUGACCUAGGAUCAGAUGCUGUGUUUAACUGUGCCUGGACAGGAAACCCAUCUUUAACUAUUGUAUGGAUGAAAAGGGGCUCUGGAGUGGUGCUAAGCAAUGAGAACAUCCUGACACUGAAAUCCGUCAGGCAAGAGGAUGCUGGGAAGUAUGUGUGCCGUGCGGUGGUGCCUCGCGUUGGAGCGGCUGAGAAGGAAGUCUCUCUCACCGUAAAUGGACCUCCGACCAUUUCCAGCACACAGACACAUCAGGCUCCACAUGGAGAAAAGGGACAGAUCAAAUGUUUCAUCCGCAGCACGCCACCCCCAGACCGCAUUGCCUGGUCCUGGAAGGAGACUGUCCUGGAGUCGGGGACGUCAGGUCGCUACACGGUGGAGACCGUAAGCACGGAGGACGGAGUGCUGUCCACGCUCACCAUGAGUAACAUCGUACCCGCCGACUUCCAGACCAUCUACAACUGCACCGCCUGGAACAGCUUCGGCUCCGAUACAGAGAUCAUUCGCCUCAAGGAACAAGGUGGGAGCCAAGAAUCCCUCCCUGUUGCUGUGAUCAUCGGCGUGGCAGUUGGCGCUUUCGUUGCUUUCAUCGUCCUCAUGGGAACCAUCGGAGCAUUCUGCUGUACACGCUCUCAGAGAAUGAAAACAGCGCAUCCAUGUACAGAAGACGCUCACCUGGUUAUGCCUACACUGCCCACCUCCAUCUGUGCUCAGCAGAGAGAACUUGCAAGCAAAAUUAAGACAGAAAACCUCAAAGGUGUGGUAUCAGCCAAGAACGACAUUCGAGUGGAAAUUGUACACAAAGAUCACAACGCAGCCCGAGAAAGUGAGGAACACUCCUCCAUGAAGCAGCUCAUGAUUGAACGGGGAGAAUUUCAGCAGGAGUCCGUUCUGAAGCAACUUGAGGUACUUCAGGAAGAGGAGAAAGAGUAUCAGCACAUCAAGGAUCCCACUAAUGGAUACUACAGUGUGAACACCUUCAAGGAACAUCAUGGCACCCCAACCACGCUGGCAGGAAACCAGACCACAGAGCUCCGGCGAGACCCUGCCACAGCCACCACCGGCAAACAGCGGGUUCCCACAGGAAUGUCUUUCACCAACAUCUACUCUACCUUGGGUGCUGGACCCAACCGCCUGUACGACUACAGCCAGCGGUUUGUGCUGGGCAUGGGCAGCAGUUCCAUCGAGCUUUGCGAGCGAGAAUUCCAGCGAGGAUCGAUGAGUGACUCCAGCUCUUUCCUGGACACACAGUGCGACAGCAGCGUCAGCAGUUACAGCAAGCAGGACGGCUACGUGCAGUUCGACAAGGACAGCAAGGCCUCGGCCUCCUCCUCGUCCCAUUACUCUCAAUCAUCGUCCCAGAACUCAGACCUCACGCGGCCACUGCAGAAACGCAUGCAGACCCACGUCUGACUGCAGGAGAUGGACAGAAGACAGAGGAAUCCAGCGAUGGGUUUGGCCAAAGGGGAUUGAAUCCCCCCAGAUGAGAAUCAGGAACCAGUUCAAGCACAUCCAGCACCCGUUUCAUUUUAUCCCCCACUUGUUUUGCAUUUAACAUUCUUUGGUAUAUGUGGAUUUUCCUCCUUUUUCCAAAUCUUAUUUACAGCUCUGAAAAGCCUUACCGUUUUCAGAUCCUUGUCAUGGGCUCAUGGACUACCCUUCAGAAUGCCCUAAAUGUCUGGGCAAGAAACUUUCUCCAAACAGCCGUGUGCCACAGUGACGUCACUUGCCAAUGUAGAAAGACAAAAGAAACAGAAACAGUGUCCUUGCUAUAGUUCCGGUAACUUCGAUCUGAAAGAAUGACAUCCUCAGAGAAUGCAUUGCAACAUUGCUGAGAUCUUUGAAGAGAGUUGAUGAAGGCGGCUACAUUCCUUACCUCUGUAGUCCAGACACUCCUCCGCACCAUUAGAGGACAAUGCUCCUGUACAUUCAAGCACAACUGUCAAAGUUGUAUGUAAGAUUUCUCAAUGCCUCUACCACAGCUAGCUAAACAAAAGAAAACAUAUAAAAGGACAAAAAAAAAAAAAAAAGAAGAAGAAAUGUAUGAACUGAAUUAACAACUAAUGUCAGUCAGAAUCUUUGGAUUCUGGCCCUUCUGACAAAAGUUUGUCUGGCAUACAAAUGUAAGAGAUAGACAGUGGCCCUGAGCUGUCGGUUUACCAUUCAGAGAUAAGAUAUAUUUGUGUAUUUUGUUGUUCUUUCUUUCUGAACAUUCCUUAUUUUCAGUGUUUUAACAACUCGGUUUAAAAAUUCAUUGGACUUGCACUGGGAACUGAGAGGAUGAUGUAAUGUCGUCUACUUGAGAGCCUUGACUAUUUAAGGUGCGUGGACAUUUGAGGCUGAGAAUGUUUUUGUUUGUUCACUUUUUUAAAAUACUAUUCUUUCUGAAAAGGGUUGAUCUGCUUUGGUGUGAAUAAUGUGUCGAUGAUGGGAACAAAUGAUGUUUGGACUAUAUGUCCUGCGUCCUGUUGUGUGAAGUCAAAUUAUAACGCUUAAAAAAACUUUGUUUCGAUUCAUAAACGAUCAUCUGAGCUUUUUACACAUUUUCAAAUUGCUUGUUUCUUGCAAAACACAAAUUUAGUUUGCAAGAAAAUAGAGUAAAUCGAGAUCCGAGUACUUCACAUUUUGCUCCAGUUUGAAUCUUCUGUCUGCUCUUCAUGUGGAUGCCAUUGGACUGUACAGCAUUGAGUACUCUCACUGUUAUAAGUGAGCAAUUUGUGUACAUGUUUUUUGAAUGGAGUGUGUGCUUUCAUACUUAAUGUAAUUGUGUAAUGUUUUUUUUUCCUCAAUGUUUUAGUCUACAGAACUGAAAUUGCAACCUAUGGCACUGCUGAUAACUCAAGCACUUCACUCAAACACUUGUAAGGUAAAAUCACUCUUAGUCCCGAAUCAAUGUUCUGAAAUCAAGCGAACAGCAAUUGAGCUAAAAUCGCUUGCUACGUAGGAUGUGCAGAGAGAGACAAAAAGAAGCAAAUGCUGUGGUGUUUGGCAAGCUGGAAACUAGAGACAUUUGGUGAAUAAACCUCAGGCAAGAAGCUUCAGAAAGGCGUAUUUCUGGCUGUUUUGGAAGUACAAAUCUUACACUACUCUUCACAAAAGACUUCAGCCACAAUUCCAAUGAUGUUGCAUUGCCAAAAGAUUAAUCAGAAAUACAAUUACUUAGAUUAUCUGCUCUAUUUCUUAACGCAUUUGGUGUUUUGGUUAUUGCUACACUGGGGAGAAAUAUUCAGACUACCAACAAAAAAAAAACAUCAAAAUUAUGGCAGCAUGUUUCAAGUACUAGACGAGAGCACAGCCAUUAUCUAUGUGGUGUUACAUUAAGUGGCAUAAUUGUAUGAAACUGCCACUGACCUCUUAUAACAAGGUUGAGGCUCAUCCCUGUAUGAGCACCAACUGUGCUUACAUCCACUGAUACCGACACCUCUCUCCCUGCCAAAGUUUUCCUGGGUUAUGGCACUCUGAAUCUACAUUUAGUUGAAUAACCUUUCCAAUGCUGCCCUGUGACUGCAAAACAGAUUGGGGGUGAAAGCUAUCAGUGUGUUUUGCUUAUCAAAGCUUCCGACACUCCAGUCUUUUAUCUCCUCGUCAAGUUAUCUCCCAUUCCUCCUCGCUCAUAAAGAUGACUAUGACCAGAGGUGAUCCCUCAUAUAAACAAGGAGGAGGAACUGUGGCGUCUCUCACUUGAAAUGCAAAGAUCUUGAUUUUGACCCAGAGGAAGAGUUGUGAUUUGAACCGACCUGACAAUUCCUCCCUUCAACCCGAAUACAAGAAACACUGCAAGGCGUGACGCCGCUGAGUCAGUCGGUGCUGUAAGCACUUUACGUAUGAUUAUGUUUGUGGCAUUUCAAUGGGUUUCAUACAUGAGUGCUGUUGGAUGAGUCUAAUUUUACAAAUGGAUUGGUGCCCAUUGUGGGGCUUAAACAGGAAAAGGCCUGUUUCAGUGCUGAUAAUACAGCUCAGUCUUCACUACACUGUAUAUAAAUCCCUCAUGCUCUCUGUGUGUAAAUUUGCAGUUAUUUUGCUUUGUUCUUUAGUCAAUUUGACUCAUAAAGGGCAGAAAGCAAAUCACACCAUUGAUACUGUACAAACGAUCAAUCUUUAAUUUAGAUUUUUCCUCUCAGUUGAUGGCAAUGCCAGUGCUAUAGCCAUAGGCAGAGGAGUGUUUAAAAUGAAACAUCUAUGUGUUACUUACCUUGGCCUAGCUUUCUCUAUUGAUAUCUGGGUAUGAAAUGUUUCCCGCAAGGUGAAAUGAAAAUAUACAGACCUAUAGAAAUCUUCCAACACACAACAAUCAAACUUGGAACGUGCGUUGAAUUUAGAUCCAGGGUUUCUACACCUUUUGACCAUUUCAUUUUAUUGAUAUUGGCCAGAAACACUCUUUGUGAGUGAAAUGAAAUACUUUAAAGCUGAGCAAAACAAGAAAAAAUUGGUUCAGCAUAGAAUAUAUUUGUGGGAACCCUGCAAAUAUGAAAAAUGCCACAAAACCUAAUUCUUAAUUUAUACUGUUAUCAGUAAUUUAAAUGCAAACUUUAAAAGGAGCCAUGUAAUUUCUCCAUGUAAAAAUGCUUUCUCUAACAUUACAAGAAAGCUACACUGGCUGGCUCAACCAAUGGCAUUAAUUGGGGGCGUGGCUACCUGUUAGUUUGUCUUAUAACAGAUGAGGGAGUCUGUUUGGCGAUGCUGGAUGCAAAGAAACUACACACUACAACUUUAAAUAAAUGCAUUUAAUUUUAAUCAUUUUAAAUGAAUUAAUGCUGAACAAUGAUGACAAAUAGCUACCCCUUAUCCAAGACAUACUUCAAAUCAAGGGCAGCUACUGUACCAUCCCUACUGCCACUGCAUUAACUUCCACUUUACAAUGCUAAUAGAGCCAUAUGGGUAUUGAUUAUUUGACAUGAACAUAUAUUUAUACCAUAUGGAUUAGUUGAUACAGUCUUAAAACAUGGCAAAAAGCCACAAAAAUCCCCCAAAACAGGUCACCAUUCAUGUAAAGAGCUAGCAUGUGCUAGAAUGAACAUGGCGCCUGUAAGCAAAUAUUGGAUUAGGGCUGUUGUUCUGUUUGAGUAGCUCUCUGUACUCUUUUGUAGCCUGUGUACUUUUCUUAUCGCCCAGCCCUGGUGAGAUUCAAUCCCUUCUCCCACUGGACCGCAAGUCUUGCCUGAUUCAGGCACCGGAUGGUCAUGCACUUACAACCAAACCAAACAGAUGAACAAAUACCACUCUGAAUGAUAGGACAGGGUCAUUGCCAGUUGCAGACAGCAGACCACAUUUAUGGGUUUUACAUUUCUCCCCUGACAUUUCAGCACAGCCAGGCGGGCAACUGGCUGAUGAAAUGUUAUGAAUUCUCCUCUCCCGACGAUACUGUUUUAUAUAGGCCUCUCCAUUAUGACGAUCCCAGAGCAAGUUUUGUUUGAGGAUGGUCACAGUCUAGGCUGCAUAGGCAUAUUAUUGUGUAAUAAUUUCUGUACGCUGCGGAGGCAUAGCAUUGAUGGUUUGUGCUCUGUAAAAUGUACAGUACGUAAGGGAACGGAUUAUACAGUGUACAAUGAUGGGCAGCUCUCUCUUAAUGGUUUGUGUUUUUUCUACAUGUCCCAAGCACUUUCUACAUCAGAUUUUUAUUUAUUUGUUUCCACAAGACAAUAUCUCGUUAGUCUUUAAGCGACAUGCUACUGCCGUAACAAAGAUAGUGUGUACACAGAGGUCGAGAAAAUCAAUCCAGCAGUUCUGAAGUUAUUAUACUGUAAUGUACUGGGGUUAUAAAAGAAGGUUAACCACUAUUUUCUUGCAGUGACUCUCUCUAUCAGUAAAAGCAUUAAAAAGAUGUACUUUACCUGUAAUGGUCCGUGAUCUUAUGAUGCUUUGGCUCUGUAUAUUUCUGAAAGAAAAUUGAAAAUCAUUUCAAAAAA